GUCUUUGUGUUUUUUCAUCCGUCAGCGAUAGACUAGUCUUUGAUUUACCAGUUUAAUUAUUCUUUCAUGGAUUUUGUAGUAAAGGUGAUGUUUAUCCUUGUUCUCUCUCUAACUGCAUCACCACCAUUCCUGGUUCCUGUUUUGGGAUCUAGAUAUGGUCAGUGGAGUACAGAGAAGAAACUGAUCAACUCAUGGGGAUCUGAGGAUCUUGUGACUAACUUGCCAGGUCAGCCCAAGGUACACUUCCAGCAUUAUGCUGGAUACGUGACAGUGAAUGAGAAAAGUGGAAGGGCACUCUUCUACUGGUUCUAUGAGGCAUCAACUCUCCCUAAUGACAAGCCUCUGGUGUUGUGGCUUAAUGGAGGUCCUGGGUGCUCUUCUGUGGGAUAUGGAGCAACACAAGAAAUUGGACCAUUUAUUGUGGACUCAGAAGGACAUGCCCUUAAACUUAAUCCUCACGCAUGGAACACCGAAGCCAACAUGUUAUUUGUGGAGUCCCCGGUCGGAGUUGGAUUUUCUUACUCAAACACAACUGCUGAAUAUGACAGUCUUGGAGAUGACUUUACAGCGAAUGAUGCUUAUACAUUCCUGCAUAAAUGGUUCCUCAAGUUCCCAUCGUAUAAAUCAAGGAUGUUUUAUGUAGCAGGGGAGAGCUAUGCAGGGAAAUAUGUGCCGGAAUUGGCUGAGCUCAUCCUUGACAAGAACAAGGAUCCAUCUAUGUUUAUCAACCUGAGGGGCAUAUUGCUGGGAAAUCCGGAAACAUGUGACGCUGAGGACUGGAAAGGUCUGGUUGAUUACGCUUGGAGCCAUGCUGUGGUAUCUGAUGAAACUCACGCAACUAUAAAGGACUCAUGUGAUUUCAACAGCAAUAACACAUGGAGCAAUGAAGACUGUAGUCAAGCUGUUGAUGAAGUACUCAAACAGUACAAGGUGAUCGACAUCUACAGCCUUUAUACCUCAGUUUGCAUCGGGAAUUCCACAGGUUCGGAACAGACAUCGCUGCAAGUAAUGUUCAGGAGCACAUCUAAGAUGAUGCCAAGGAUUAUGGCUGGUUAUGAUCCAUGCCUCGACGGAUAUGCGACAACUUAUUACAACAGACCCGAUGUGCAGAAGGCACUCCAUGUUAGCGACGGUCAAAACCUCAAGCAAUGGAGUAUCUGCAAUAUGGAAAUAUUCAAAUCCUGGUCAGAUUCAAAGGAUUCUGUUCUUCCCAUUUACAAGAAGCUUAUAAGCGCAGGGCUUAGAAUAUGGGUCUACAGUGGAGACACAGAUGGAAGGGUCCCUGUAUUGUCCACAAGAUACAGCUUAAGCUCUCUGGGACUGCCUAUCACAAGGGCAUGGAGGCCCUGGUACCACAAUAAGCAGGUCGGUGGUUGGCUCCAAGAAUAUGAGGGGCUUACGUUCGCAACAUUCAGAGGAGCUGGACACGCGGUUCCCAUCUUUAAACCAAGCGAGUCCCUUGCCUUCUUUUCAUCCUUUCUUCGUGGGGAAUCCCCACCUUUUGAACGCUAAGUCAGCACCGAUAAUCGACUGUUGGAGUAAUCUAGUACAGAGGAUUUUGUUCUAAGCAACCCCAGGGCUUGGGGCCACUGUAAAACAAUAAGCAGUUGGAAAAUGAGAGUCUUAGUCAUGGAUGUUUUGGUCCUUUAUAUGCUAAGCAUAAAUGGAGCUUCCCUCUGUUUCUUAA
This is a messenger RNA of Rhododendron vialii, 1687 nucleotides long. RefSeq names its product serine carboxypeptidase-like 31. NCBI's taxonomy places the organism in Eukaryota, Viridiplantae, Streptophyta, Magnoliopsida, Ericales, Ericaceae. Gene Ontology annotation, biological process: proteolysis. Gene Ontology annotation, molecular function: serine-type carboxypeptidase activity. The record is from RefSeq and is a predicted model, not a curated record. The transcript is spliced from 10 exons. Gene Ontology annotation, cellular component: vacuole. The coding region runs from base 67 to 1512 and encodes 481 amino acids.